Molecule: messenger RNA, 2335 nt
Organism: Falco peregrinus (peregrine falcon)
Lineage: Eukaryota; Metazoa; Chordata; Aves; Falconiformes; Falconidae
Product: serine protease 55
Exons: 6
Coding region: 1344-2291 (315 amino acids)
Biological process (GO): proteolysis
Molecular function (GO): serine-type endopeptidase activity
Source: RefSeq, a predicted model, not a curated record
AGAGGAGUAGAAUUUGUCUUAGCCACACUGUAACAUAAUUAUUUCUAUGAUUAGUUAUUUGUACUUUAGUAGCUUGUGAAGCCCUCACCAAGGGCAGAACUCAUUAUGGCAGGUGCUGUGGCAAUGUGAUGUUGGGCAGUCUCUGCCCCAGUGCACGUGCAAUCAAAACAGCAGGACAGAAAGAGGCAAUUAUUUUUUUUUUAUGGGAUUCUCAAAGUGGAAAUUAAAAGCUACAGCAAAUGGACGUAGGGGAUGCAGGGUUUAUCCUGUGUGGAUAUGGGAUCCUAUGGGUUAUAUAUAUGCUAAGGAGUAUCCUAGGACAAACAAUUUCAGCUGGAGAGAUGGGGAUGGCUUUGUCCCACCUAACCAACUUGCUGCUUGCAUUACUUCCCGGAGCAGCCUCUCAUAUUUUCCUCUUUUGGACUCUGCCUUAAUCACUGAGUUUGAAGAACAUGUGUCCUUGGUGUGUCCUCUUGCAGAUGUGCUUUCUGCAGGGAGAGCUGUAGGAGCCUACCUUGAUGUGUCAAUUCUGGGCAGCAGAACACAUAAAGCCAUUCCUGGUGGCCAAGUGGUGGGGACCCAGAGAACCAAACCCACAGCAUUUCCUUUUGGAGGGCUCUCUGUGGCACUCCAUAUCUUGGUUUGAUGUUUCCUGCUCACCAGCUCAGGUUCAGAAAGGCCCAAAACAGCUCCCUCAGCAUCUGUAACUACCCAGCAGAGUGGAUUGUGUUCCAAGCUCGGAGUGACUGAAAAUGUGCAUCAGGGAAGUGGCUGCCUCAGUGUCUUCCAUACUAUACUUCUGGUUUGGCACCGUUUGACAUUUACCCUGCCACAGAGCUGUCCCCUCCUUCUGAGAACAGCCACAGUCUAAAUGAAGAAAAGAAAAUUAAUUCUGAGUUUGAUAGGCUUCAGCCCUUCUCAGAGUCAAAGAUGAAAGCUGAUGCGGGGUCAGCAUCUAAGGUCUUCAGAGAGAAGAACAUGGUUCAAGACCCAAAAAGGGCUACAGCACCUGACUCAUGAAGUCCACUAUUGCAAUACCCUGUGGAAGUCACUCCAGGAUACGGACGGGGAUUUCACUGCUGCCCUAUCCCUACCAUAGCUAAAGCAAAGCCCAAGCCUCUGGGAAACCACUGCGCUUUCCCCAUUGCCUUCGGAAGGACAGCGUCCAACAGUGAUGUCAACAGAAACAAACGGAAUGUGUGAUGUCACAGCCUGGUUGCCCCGGCAGGGAGGUGCGUUGCCUUUGGUGAGAACACAGAGUAGGGAAGGCGUCCUGUGGUGUCUGCAGGAGCACCAUUGCUCUGAACGUUGUCGAAGAGUGUCGGUCCAGGACUGGGAUUGAAAUGCUGCACUUCACCCUCCUCUGUUUCGCUUUUCUGAUUGGCAGCACCAAUGCAGAGUGUGGCCUCCGACCAUCUCACAAGUCCUUUCGGGACAGUGGCAAGAUGAUCGCGGCAAGGAGAUAUGCCAAGGCUGGGGAGUUCCCAUGGCAUGUGAGCAUCCAGAGCAAGGGGAAACAUAUCUGUGGAGGCACCAUCAUCAGCAGAUCAUGGAUUUUAACUGUGGCCCAUUGCUUUGGAGAAGAGGUGCCACCAGACCUGACCGUCGCAGUGGGGGGAAAUGACCUCAGCCUCCCGUUGGAAGAACAUAAACUGGAGAGCCUGAUCAUCCACGAAGGAUUUGACAAUAUGAGCAUGGAAAACGAUGUCGCUCUGAUCCUGCUCAGCUCUCCCAUCCAGUUCAGCAAUGAGAAAAUCCCAGUCUGCGUGCCCUUCAUGUACGACAUUGAUAUGUGGCAACACUGCUGGGUUUCUGGGUGGGGAAUCCCAAGCAACUCCAAGACAACAGCUGCGGAGGCACCAUCCCCCAUUCUGCAGAAAGCACGGAUGAAGCUCGUCAGCAGGGAGCGGUGCUUGGAGCGGAUCCCACCGCUAAUGGAGAACGUGCUGUGUGCUGAGCUGGAGAAAGGAGAAAGAGGUCCCUGCCAGAUGGACAGCGGGGGACCUCUGGUUUGCAGCUACUGGACCACCAUGAAGUGGUUUCAGGUUGGCAUCGUCAGCUGGGGAGAAGAUUGCGCAGAAAAGCCAAACCCUCAGAUCUUAGUGUCAGUUUACAACUACCAUGACUGGAUCGAAAAGGAGACAGCCAUAAGAAGGAAACCUUUCUUCGCUGAAGACAUGGAUAACCAUACAAAUGCCAGGGUGAUUCCUUCCAGGGCUGGGACACAGCUGGCAUUCCUUGAGUAUUGUCUCCUUGUAUUUGUCUCUUUAGGAGCAAUUAGAUUAUUGUAGAGAAGAUUUUUCAAAACAUAAUAAAAGUCAGAACUACUGUCUCA